CACAAAGUACCUGUGUAACCACCACUAUCACUUACAAGGGGAAGAAAGGGUGAGAGAAAAAAGAGGAGGGAGAGUGAAAGCAUCACUGCUGACAAGGUAAUGGUGAGGCGGGCGAGGAGGGAGUAAACGGCCAAACUGAAAUGCAGAAGCACCUGCUGCACUGAGCGUCACUGCUGGUAAAGAGAGAAGAGAAACAGGGAAAGAAAGACAAGCAGAGAGGAGUGAAGACAUUACAGGAUGGACGAGGCAGAAAAAUGAAGGAAAGGACUGAUUGACAAGUGAGGGGGUGUAAGAUGAGGCACUGAGAGGAACAUGCUUUCCAAGACCAGGAUGUAUGUUCGGGAUACAUUUUAUGUUUUAAGGGAAGACGUGUGUUUCUGAAAAAGAUUUAAUCUUCAGUCUUCAAAUAACAUGUGGAGAGACAGGAAGUGACUUCUAUUCUGCUGUCAAAGUACAGAAGGGUGACAAUUUACACCCAUCAAAGAGGGCCCCGGAUUGGUGAUGUCACGUGAACGGCUGCCUCUCAUUGGUUCAUCUGGGGGUAAAACAACAGCCAAGCCACCUCUCUCCUCCCCAGCUCUCCAUCAGGCUAAUCGCAGAAAACGCAGCCAGCAGCAAACAUCAUCCUCCUCCUCGCACCCUCAUCCAGGGCCCUCCUCCAUCCUCCUCUCAGACUCCACCAUGACACCUUGGGGCGGCCUGGCUCUCUCCGAAUCCUCCUUCACGGCAAUCCCCCCACCUCUCCCGCCGAGGCCCCCUCCGCCUCCGCCUCCACCCCCUCCUGCUCCUCAGCCCACGCCAUCCUCCCCUUAUCGCGGGAGACAGAAUGACAAUGAAGUUUCAUGUUCCAGUUUUAACUCUGAGGUUCCAUCUCCACCUGUUGCAGUCCUUCAGGACAGCGCAGGUGGAGGGGGUAGAGGGUUGCGGGCGAGGCGGAGGAUUUUGCCCCAGCGCCGGGUGCCUCGUCCUCCCCGUCUCCCACCUCUGCGUCCCGUCACCAACCUCAGUUUCUCGCGGAGCUUCACCUUCUCUUUCUUCGAGUUGCCUCUUCACCAGUCACCUCGUUGCCGUGCCGAACGCAUCAGAAACCUCAUGCUGCUUUUGAGACAGAUACACUAUUGAAGAAUCAGUGCUACGGGGACAGUUCAUUUUUGUAUUUUCCUAUGCAUAGAACAUAGGAAUCUGCUUUUCUCUAGUGUAUUAUUUGGUUUUAUUACUGCUACAUUUUAAAUAUCAGUAUACAAAUGUCAUAUGAGUGAUGUACAUAAAUGUAGUGAUGCAGUGAGUGAUGUUUCUAUAUUUGAACAAACAAAGGUAUCUUGUUAGGUCAGUGUGUUUAUCAUGUUUUGAAAAACUGCAUUUUGGGUUUGAAA
Molecule: messenger RNA, 1373 nt
Organism: Dicentrarchus labrax (European seabass)
Lineage: Eukaryota; Metazoa; Chordata; Actinopteri; Moronidae
Product: WAS/WASL-interacting protein family member 3
Exons: 4
Coding region: 502-1122 (206 amino acids)
Source: RefSeq, a predicted model, not a curated record